AUGAAGCAGGAGCACAGAACGACACCGCCUGCCGACGACACAACCUCUCCUCCCCGAGUCUGUCCGCUCUCAUGCGAUGCAACGGCUCAGAAGUACGCCUCCCCUCGCUCGAUCACCCGAUCCAAAGCCCUUGAAGAGGCUCGCGACACGAGACUGACGACAUCCAGACCCAGAGAGGAGAUAGGUCGAGAAACGCCCGCGCAGGAGGUAGGGACAGCAAACGGGACCGAGAAGAGUGGCGAGAAGGCCCUCACGGAAGGUAUCGCCAUACAAUCUGCGACACAGUCGCCUACGUCUGCAAAUCAAGCUUCGACCGAGAAGCUGCGAAGACGAUACCUUGAUUCCGGCCGCCAUUCUUUUCCUACAUACGGGAAUCCGAGGAGCGGAGUCCCUAUUCCAAACCCGAUGAGCCGCUCAAUGAGGAGCUUGUUGACUGGCGACUUUCAACCGAAAAACGACCUCAAUUCGAAAGGGCAUGGCGGUUCCAGCAAGAGGGUAGCCCAGUCCCUGACUACUCAUAUCGAGCCAACGAGGUCUUCGAAGCGCCAGAAGACAGUGGCCCAAACCGAAUCCCCGUCCAAUCAUGAGUACUCGAGCGCGCAAUUCGUUGUUGCGCUGCCCUCGGCCUCUUCACGCGACAGAUCGCCAUCGCUGAAAGCUUCUUCAGUUGUAGAUCUGACAGAGUCUCAGAAGUCCAGAGAUGGCGAUACGGCGAGCCACCGGUCAGAAUACGACCCGCUCAUGGGCGCCUCUGAGUUUCGCCAGUUAGAAAAGAAAACCAGAAACGGUGCAACGACGACGAAAAAGCGACCCCGCAAUAGAAAGUUGAUGUGCAAACAGACCUCACCAGCGCAGUACGAAGUGCUGAGCGAAGACGAACUGGGAAGAGAUGAGGAACAGCCGCCCAAGAAGCGAAACGAUAUCACACGCAAGGUUCUUGGAUACAGAGGCUACCAGCUGCCAAAUCACACCAGGGGUGCUUCUGAGGGCAUCUCAGAUGGCGAUCUACAACGAAUCGGGGAACUAGCCAAGUCUCAGUCCAAGCCGGCACAGAAAGCAAAGAGUCGACGGAUUGUCAUGGAUCCUAUUUCAGACGACGACGCAAAGAUAUCCCCGACUACGCCUGGCAGUCGUGGUACCAGAGCAGACAUAUCGCCAGUCACUUUCUCCAAGAAGGGAGGAAAAUCCGUUUCACCUGUUUUCAGGUUGAAGCGAGCCGUCGCAGCCUCGUUGGAUAAGUGGUUUGAUGCCGGCCUUGACGCCGCACCAGAGCUGUCCCUGCGGGUUGACAACAAAUUCACUCUCAUGGCUGUCGACUCCACUGGCGCAAGACGAGACGACUACCAUUGGCUUGAGGUGAAGCUGAAUCUUUGUGAUGGAAUUCAACACACCACGUAUGGGCCGCCCAUUGCCGCAGUCAAAAGACCCAGCAAGCGAGGCCUUCUUGUUCUUGAAUUCGCAGAGUCUGGUAACGCACUUACUUUCGGGCUCUGGGCAAAUGCCGCGCUCACGGAGACAUCCACUCUCAAAUGCAAGGUUGAAGAAGACGACAGUGAUCGCCUUCAAAAGGUCAUGGAAAAGCAAUGGGAAAUUACAGUCAAUCGCAAGCCGAGAACAGAGACACAGCCUGACGACAUCAAAUAUCUUGAGAAUAAGGAAGCCAACAGCGCCAACAAUUGGGAGAAGAUUUGGGAUGACCACAAGCCGUUGAUUUUCCCUGCUUCUGGCAAAUACAGAACUACUAUUUACAAGGACGACAUCGCUCGACUUGAAGAGGGCGAAUUCAUGAACGACAACCUUAUCGGCUUCUACUCUCGUUAUCUCCAAAUCAAGUUGGAACAAGAGAACAAGCAGGCUGCUGACAGGAUUUAUUUCAUGAACACGUACUUCUACCCGAAGUUGACGGAGAAGAGAGGACGAGGUAUCAACUACGAUGGCGUCAAGACAUGGACUGCAAAGGUCGACAUCUUCUCCUACGACUACAUUAUCGUUCCUAUCAACGAGCAAGCGCACUGGUAUCUCGCAAUUAUCUGUCAUCCGUCGAAACUGGUCAAGUCAGAUGAGAUCAAAGAAGAAGACGUCGAGAGUGCACAACUCCAGGAAACACCAAAAGAAGGCUUGGUUUCUACAGUUGGAGAGCAGGUGGAGCAUAUGACUUUGGACGAUGCGAACGCAACACAGGACACGCCGAAGACGGAAACAAGUGAACCGAACACGAUGCCUGCCAAAUCACACCCUUUUGUCAAGAAAAGCUCAGGAGCCCUACCUCGGAAGAAGGACCCUUCUGAGGCCAGGGUCAUUACUCUUGAUUCCUUGGCCACUGGUCAUUCGGCAACUUGCGGUAACCUGAAGGAUUACCUUGUUCGUGAAGCGCUGGACAAGAGAGGACUGGAAAUUCAACCUCCUUCCCAAUUUGGCAUGACCGCCAAGAAUAUCCCGGAACAACUUGAUCACGCAAGCUGCGGUGCUUUUCUACUUGGCUACCUGCGAGAGUUCCUGAAGGGUCCGGACGAUGUUGUCAGUCGGAUAGUCCGCAAAGAGGAUCUGGGCUGGGAUAUUUCGUCGCUCGAGAUGCGGGGCGAGCUUCGCAGCAUCAUCAUCGAGCAGCGAAAGGAACAGAACGAACGCAAUGCCAAGCUGGCUGCAGAAAAGAGAGCCAGGAAGAAAUCCAACAUCCUGCCGCCUGCCUCGAGCAAAUCACCAGAGAAAGAAUCUAGCGGCCCACCAGCGACCCCAAGGACUCCAACGAGCGUUGAUGACGUGCCCAAGAACCCGUCGUCUACAAUCAAAGGAUCCCCUUCUGUUACCUUGAAGGAUCACAGUAGUUCCCCCGCAAAGAAAGCAACCGAUGGAGGCAUUCCUAUUCUUGAAGAGGAUGGACCUCAUAAGCCCACAGUUGCUACUGGCUCAGUGCCAGGGGGCGAGAGUAACGAUGCAGUCCAGGCUUUGGAGUCAAAUCCCCCCGAGCAGCCGAAAACACCAGUUCGCUCUCGACCGCCUCACCGCGCGGCGUCUUCGCCAUGCCAGGUGCGAUCAAGCCCUCGACACAACAAAAUCAGAAUGACCUCCAGUGCCGACAAAUCGCAAGCCGCCAGUUUGUCUCAGGUACUGUCUUCGUCUGGAGAAACGUCAGUCAAAAAAAUGGAGCCAGCAUCCAGUCGCUUCAAGCAAGGUCUCAAGGAGGCUGAGCAGGUUCUGAGCCAACUUUCAUCACCAUCUAAGCCAAUGCCUAUUCGUGCAGAGAGGCGGGCAUCUGAACAGCAUGAACCAGGCGACUCCCCCUCCCAACAGCUCCUCAGCGAACUGCAAGCUUCUCCCUCCAAAUCAGGCCAAGUGGAUCAUGGUGUUUUCGAAGGGUUUACUCAACCUCAACGACUGCAAACCACAGUCGAAGACCAAGAACUCUCGAAGAAAUCAAGCCCAGGCGCCAUGCCGACAGGCGCAGUGCAUACGAGCUCACAGUUUGCGGCGCCGAUAAUGUUACCUACUGAGCCGUCACAUGCUAGGUCGCCGCCUGUCAAAUCCCCAUCCGUGAGAACGCCUCCCGGCCGGCGUGCUCCUGCCAAGUACUCGCCUGCUUCACACCAGAAGGUUAGACAGCCAAGCCUGGAGGAAGUCCCCAUGCCCAGCGUCGAGGAUAAUGAGACCUACGAUCAAACACCGGGCGGCUCUAAAUACCGCAAGCCACGCCAUGUGACUGUGGAUCUCACGGAAGAGGACUCAGUUCCUACGAUACCCCUUGAUGAUGAAUUACGACGAAGAACCGACUGA
This is a messenger RNA of Colletotrichum karsti, 3771 nucleotides long. RefSeq names its product ulp1 protease family protein. The transcript is spliced from 6 exons. Gene Ontology annotation, molecular function: SUMO-specific endopeptidase activity. Bases 1 to 3771 code for a protein of 1256 amino acids. The record is from RefSeq and is a predicted model, not a curated record. Gene Ontology annotation, cellular component: nucleus; cytoplasm. Gene Ontology annotation, biological process: protein desumoylation. Lineage: Eukaryota; Fungi; Ascomycota; Sordariomycetes; Glomerellales; Glomerellaceae.